Messenger RNA from Suricata suricatta (meerkat), 5022 nucleotides. RefSeq names its product spectrin repeat containing nuclear envelope family member 3 (gene SYNE3). Gene Ontology annotation, cellular component: cytoplasm; nuclear outer membrane; meiotic nuclear membrane microtubule tethering complex. Bases 203 to 3136 code for a protein of 977 amino acids. NCBI's taxonomy places the organism in Eukaryota, Metazoa, Chordata, Mammalia, Carnivora, Herpestidae. Gene Ontology annotation, biological process: nuclear migration. Gene Ontology annotation, molecular function: actin filament binding. The transcript is spliced from 18 exons. The record is from RefSeq and is a predicted model, not a curated record.
UUCAGGGUGAGUUUGAACUCUUUCUGUCUCCAGGGAAACAGCCUCGUAGCCCAGCUGCUUUGCAUGUUCUGUUGUGGCCACAGACCUGUCGGUGCCUGGGUGGCCUGGCGUCUCCUGAUGCAAAAGCCUGGGGCAGGGACAGCUGAGAGACUCUAGCUGGGCUGGACGGGGACUGCCGUACUGGGGAGCCCCCGCAGGUGUCAUGACUCAGCAGCCCCAGGAGGGCUUCGACCGGAGCGUGGAGGACGCCCGGGAGUGGAUGAGGGCCGUGCACGAGCGGCUGCAGGUCAACGACAACACCCAGGGGCCCCGCACAGCCCUGGAGGCCAGGCUGCGGGAGACCGAGAAAAUAUGCCAGCUGGAGCCUGAGGGGCGCGUGAAGGUGGACCUCGUGCUGCGGGCGGCCGAAGUCCUCCUGGCGUGUUGCCAUGACGACCAGAAGCCUGAGAUCCUGGCCCAGCUGAGGGACAUCAAAGCCCAGUGGGAGGAGACCGUCACCUACAUGACCCACUGUCACAGCCGCAUCGAGUGGGUGUGGCUGCACUGGAGCGAGUACCUACUGGCUCGGGACGAGUUCUACCGCUGGUUCCAGAAGGUGACGGUGGCGCUGGAGCCACCCGUGGAGCUGCAGCUGGGCCUGAAAGAGAAGCAGUGGCAGCUGGGCCACGCCCAGGUCCUGCUGCACAACGUGGGCAACCAGGCUGUGCUCCUGGACCGGCUGCUGGAAGAGGCGGCCUCCCUGUUCAACAGGAUCGGGGACCCCAGUGUGGACGAAGACGCCCAGAAGAGGAUGAAGGCCGAGUACAGCGCGGUGAAGGCCAAAGCCCAGGACAGAGUGGACUUGCUGGAGCAGGUGACCCGGGAGCACGAGCACUUCCAGGCACGCGUGGAGGAGUUCCAGCUGUGGCUGAAGGCGGUGGUGGAGAAGGUGGGCCGCUGCCUCCGGCGGGACUGCAUGCUGACCACGGAGCGCCGUCUCUGCGUGCUGCAGGAGAUCGCCGGUGACUUCCCCCGGGGUGAGGAGUCGUUGAGGAGGCUGGAGGAGGAGGCUGUGGGUGUCAUCCAGAACACCUCUCCUCUGGGUGCGGAGAAGAUCACCGAAGAACUGGAGGAGAUGCGGAAAGUUCUGGACAAGCUGCGAGCCCUCUGGGAGGAGGAGGGGGAGCGGCUGCAGGGCCUGCUGGAGUCCAUGGGAGCCUGUGAGCAGCAGAGGCGGCAGCUGGAGGCCGAGCUGGCCGAGUUCAGGAAGGACCUUCAGAGGCUGGCCGAGGAGGGUCUGGAGCCCGCGGCGAAGGAGGGGACCGAGGACGAGCUGGUGGCCCGCUGGAGACUCUACUCGGCGACGCAGGCGGCCCUGACGGCCGAGGAGCCCCGGGUGACCCGGCUGCAGGCUCAGCUGAAGGCGCUCCUCCUCUCACCCCAGGACCUGCAGCCGCUCUCCGACAGCGUGGUGGCCGCGCUCCAGGACUACCAGAGCCUGAAGGGGAGGAGCACCAGACUGCGCAACGCCACCAGGGUGGAGCUGUGGCGGUGCGUCCAGCGGCCUCUGCAGGACCUGCGGCUGUGGAGGGCCCUGGCCGAGCAGCUCCUGGAUGUCACCGCCAGCCUGCCAGACCUGCCCUCCAUUCACACCUUCCUGCCCCAGAUCGAGGCGGCCCUGGCGGAAAGCUCACGCUUGAAGGAGCAGCUCACGAUGCUGCAGCUGAAGAAGGACCUGCUGACAAGCGUCUUCGGCCAGGACAAGGCCUCGGCCCUGCUGGAGCAGGUGGCCAGCUCCGUGCGGGACAGGGACCUGCUGCACAACGGCCUUCUGCAGAGGAAGAGCAAGCUGCAGAGCCUUCUGGCUCAGCACAAGGAUUUUGGGGCCGCUUUCGAACCCCUACAGAAGCAGCUCUCGGACCUCCAAGGCAGGGUCCACGCGGAGAACGGCCUUCAGCGGGACCUUCCUAGAAAACAGGCCCAGCUUUCCCGGUUGCAGGGGCUGCAGGAAGAGGGGCUGGACCUGGGGGCACAGAUAGAGGCCGUGAGGCCUCUCGUCCAGGGAAACCCCACCCACCAGCACAAAAUGGACCAGCUCUCUGCUGACUACCAGGCCCUGCAGAGGUCUCUGGAGGACCUCACGGACAGGUGUGAGCAGAGCGUGCGGGAGCACUGCACCUUCAGCCACGGGCUGCUGGAGCUGAGACAGUGGAUCGCCGUGGUCACCCACAAGCUGGAUUCACACCGGGAGGAGGCGGGCCCGAAGGACGCCCAGUGCCUGGAGGCCGAGGUCGAGAGGCUGCUGGCUGAACUCCCGGAGAAGGAGGCACAGCUGCCCCUGGUCGAAGCGUAUGGCCAGCUGGUGAUGCAGAAGUCUUCUCCGGAAGGGGCUGCAGCGGUCCAGGAGGAGCUGGGGGAGCUGGUGGAGUCCUGGCAGGCCCUGAAGCUGCUGGAGGAGAGCCUGCUUAGCCUCAUCAGAAACCAACCACUGCAGAGGACAGAAGUGGAUUCAGGGAAGAAAACAAUUUUCACCAACAACAUUCCCAAGACUGGGUUUCUCAUCGAUCCCACGGAUCCCGUUUCCAGGCAUCACCACAGGGCCAAUCUGCUCCCGGAAGAAGGCAGCCAGGAAGAUUUCUCCCAGCUCCUGCGGGGCUUUGAGCAGUGGUUGGAGGCGGAAAAUGCCAAGCUGGUUCGAAUCAUCGCAAUGAGAACGGCUAGAGCCAAGGAUCUGAGGGCCCGGGAAACAAAACUGCAGGAGCUGGAGGCUCGGGUGCCCGAAGGUCAGCAUCUCUUCGAGAACCUCCUCCACGUCGGGCCGGCGAGGGGGUCCUCGGAUGAGCUCGAGGACCUGCGUUACCGGUGGAUGCUGUACAAGUCCAAGCUCAAGGACUCCAGCCACCUGCUGACGCAGAGUUCUCCAGGGGAGCCGACUGGAUGCCAAAAGAGCUCGCGACAUUGGCGGUGGCGAGGACUCCGCCCCCUCUUCCGGAAGGCGUGCCUCGCCGCGCUCCCGCUGCAGCUGCUGUUCCUGCUGUUCCUGCUGCUGCUCUUCCUGCUUCCGGUCGGGGAGGAGAACCGCAGCUGCGCGCUGGCCAACAACUUCGCCCGCUCCUUCGCGCUCAUGCUCCGCUACAACGGCCCCCCACCCACCUAACCCGCUGGGGCGCACAGGUGACUCUCCCCCAGCCCUCCGUCAGCCCCGGGGCCCCUUCCGAGGGGACCCCGGAAACUGGAAUCAGAGGCACGCGGCACGCCGCCUCGGCAUAAAUACUGGACGGGCGUCCCCCAAACACAACCACUUUUUAUACGGUGUCGUCUUCGUCUGUUUAUACUAAAGGUGUCCUAUGUGCGAGUAGAUAAUGAUGCACCGAAUUUUUAUAUCCUCUGUAUGUAGAUGCGCUCGGUAUGUAUUGUUACAUGUAUGAUGUCUGUUUGUCGGUGGGAGAGCCCUCGCUCAGCCCAGUGGCUUUCGCUUUGGGCACAGCGAGAACGAAACGACAGCGGCUUAGACGCUGUGGGGCAGAAGUGUCAUGGUGAGGCUCGAAGGCAGACCUGGUGACAGCAGCGAGAAGUGACGGGUGAUCGCAUGAGAUCAAGGAUGGAAAAGAAGAACGACAACGGGCAGGACCCAGGACUCUACCCGCUCACAGUAUCGGCACCGGGCGCAGGUGUGGGGCUGGGGGCACGAACCUACGCCUCUCAGCCUCUGAUAGCCCAGAGCAGUGGCGGCCGGCGGUGGCCGUGACCCCAGCCUGCAGGCCUGGUUCGUUCAUGCUCCCUGGCCAAGCGGAAGGGAAGGAGAGAGGCCUCAUCGCUAAGGUCCUCACGGAGAAUGAGAAGUGUGCCCUUCUGUCACCUUGGGCUGUUUGCCACUGUCCAUGACUCGAGAUGAAGGGUCAAAGGGGACCCCUGACACCCCAGGCAGAGGGAACCAGGGUCGAAGAUGGAGGUGAGAGGCGGGGCUUGGGGCUCAGUCUGUCCAGGUGUCUCUGCUUCUUCCUUUAACGAGAACAGGGUCUUCUUGGCAGAGAGCUCCCACACGUGUCCCCACAGGGGGACCCAACAAGGCUGUCUCUGGGCCGGACCAGGCAGUUAAGCUCCAUGCUCCCACCCCCCACCCCCCACCCAGAGAGGGGCCCCGCAGACCCUGUGCGGGCCCUGAGCCCAGACACAUGUCCCUUCCUCCAUUAUAACUGGAUAAUUAACAGCAUUAUAACUGGAUCUUGUUUCCCCUAAAUCAAUGAACACUAAGUUUCUUUUUGGAAAACGCUGGAUGCCCUCUUUUUACAAACCGUUUUUGUCUGCCCCCCAUACAAGUAGUAGACCGAGAGGGGCCCCUGCAGGCCUUUGGAAUCAUGAAGUGUCAGCCUCAGAAAGGCCCUGUAAAAAGGGAAACUGAGGACCCAGGAGGGCCCUGACUGCCGGCACCAAGCCCCACCCCACCACACUCUGUCACACCUGGCACCCCCCCAGCAGCCCGGGGCCAGAACCCAGUCCCCACCCCCUCACCUCCACUGGGCUGAGCUGGACGUUCUCAGGGCAGGAAAACGCAGCCGCGGAGAAGAGGGCUUGGUUCCCACUCAAAAAGCACACUUUUCCCCAGAUCCUAGGAAACCGAGGUCUCUGCAGGCGGCCACUGUUCCUGGUGAACCCGGGCCUUGGGCCACGUGGGGGAGCCCAGGCGCUCCCCGGGCUGUGUGGGUCCGCGCUGGAAGGUCAGACUGUGGCGGGGCCUUAGAGCACCUCCUACUCUCCAGCUUCGAAGGCGAGGAGGUUGAGGCCUGAGAGGGGGAGGAACUUCCCCAGGACCACACAGCCAGAGGCAGGAAGGUGUUCUGAAGCCCGGGCUCACUGUAGGUGCACCGCCUGCAGCCCCCACCCGGGCGCGGAAGGGCGGGGACAGGGGCGGGAGCAUCUGUAUGUAUUUUUUAAAUUUUGAUAAUGAGGCCACAGAGCCUGCUUGUUUGCAUAACUUCUUAAAAAAAGAGAAUGGAUAUUUUCAUUACUUUCUUAUAAAUACAAUUGUGAAAUAGCAACCCA